AUGAAUAUCAGACCAACAGUUCCCUCUACUUGCCCGAUUCCUUCACCAUCUCUGAUACAAAAAACAAGUUCUUCGCCAUCGGAUGUGGUACUGCAGCAAGUUUUGAAGGUAGGCGCUGUAGCCCAAAACUUGGCCACGGAGGCCCUGGCAAAGAAAGGCAUUUACAUGUAUCUGGCUACUCUUUUGCCUUAUGCAACGACGACACUACUGAGAACAACGAUGACUCUUGCUCUGGGGACGGAUGUGGCCAAGCUUCCUAGUGGAUUGUUCCAGUUUGAGAUGGUAUUGGAGCUAUGGUACUCUAAUCAUUUAUACUCAUGCAGCUAUGGCUUCUUUGUGGAACAAGGCGAGUUCACAUUCUCCCCCAACAUAAAUAUUGAUGAGUGCAAGUCAGAGGCUUGCGAAAGUGACGAAAGGUGUGUAAACUUACCUGGGAGUUUCUCUUGUCUUCCAUGUUUCUUCGGCAUGAAAGGGACAAGUUGCAAUCACAUGCCAAAGAUAUGGGCAGCUAUAGGUGUCAUGUUGGUUUUACUUGUCGGAUCUGCAUGGUCCCUAUGCUGGGUAAUGAAGCAACGAAAGUACAUCAAGCUCAACGAAAAGUACUUUGAAGUAAAUGGUGGUUUCUUGUUACAACAUAAGCUUGCUAGUCAUAAUGGGGUUGAGACAACCAGGAUAUUUACUGCAGAAGAGCUGGAAAAAGCGACAAACAAUUAUCAUGACAGUAGAGUCCUUGGGAAAGGAUCUUUUGAAAUAGUGUACAAAGGAAUAUUACCAGAUAAGAAAAUGGUUGCCAUAAAAAAGUCCAGAAUUGCUGCCCCAACCCAGACUGAGCAGUUUGUUAAUGAGUUAGUUGUUCUUUCUCAAAUCAAUCAUAGAAAUGUGGUGAGGCUUUUAGGUUGUUGUUUAGAGUCAGAAGUGGCUUUACUAGUUUACGAGUUCAUCACCAAUGGCACUCUUUUUGAGCACAUUCAUGGUGAGAGGAGCAGAGGAUCAUCGCUUGUGUGGGAAUUGCAAUUGAAGAUUGCAGCAGAAACUGCAGGAGCACUAGCAUACUUACACUCAUCCACUUUUAUGCAAAUCAUACAACGAGAUGUUAAAGCUGUGAAUAUAUUAUUAGAUGACAAUUACACGACAAAAGUGUCAGACUUUGGAGCUUCAGUAUUGAUUCCUCUACAUCAAACUCAAGUAAUAACGUUAGUGCAAGGGACACUUGGAUACUGA
This is a messenger RNA of Prunus armeniaca (apricot), 1221 nucleotides long. Lineage: Eukaryota; Viridiplantae; Streptophyta; Magnoliopsida; Rosales; Rosaceae. The record is from the annotation of a GenBank genome assembly.